Messenger RNA from Musa acuminata AAA Group (dessert banana), 495 nucleotides. RefSeq names its product large ribosomal subunit protein bL28c-like. NCBI's taxonomy places the organism in Eukaryota, Viridiplantae, Streptophyta, Magnoliopsida, Zingiberales, Musaceae. Bases 1 to 495 code for a protein of 164 amino acids. The record is from RefSeq and is a predicted model, not a curated record. Gene Ontology annotation, biological process: translation. Gene Ontology annotation, molecular function: structural constituent of ribosome. The transcript has 2 exons. Gene Ontology annotation, cellular component: ribosome.
AUGGCGGCGACAUUGCCUGGACACUUGGCGGUUUGCUUCGGAAGGACUUAUUCUUCUCUUCCCCCUCCGUCUUCUGCGGCCAAGCUUAGGGUUUCCAUGACCGUCUCCGGGAUUGCGUCUUCUGUGUCGAGGCCGACUUCGAUGCGAGCAUUACGCUUCGGGAGGUCCCAGUUGGUCGGCUCCCCCAUUGUCACCCCCGCCGUCGUCACUUCCCAACCCUCUCUCCCUCUUCCUACGGCUCGGGUUCACCCCGUUGUUGCCCGCCGGGUGUGCCCGUUCACUGGGAAGAAGGCAAACAGGGCUAAUAAAGUCUCGUUCUCGAACCACAAGACGAAGAAGUUGCAGUUUGUUAACUUACAGUACAAGAGGGUCUGGUGGGAAGCUGGAAAGCGAUACGUGAAGCUGCGGUUGUCCACCAAGGCGCUGAAGACCAUCGAGAAGAAUGGCUUGGAUGCUGUUGCUAAGAAAGCUGGAAUCGAUCUCCGAAAAGAAUGA